Rhipicephalus sanguineus (brown dog tick) is the source of this 1668-nucleotide messenger RNA. RefSeq names its product transcription elongation factor A protein 1 (gene TfIIS). The record is from RefSeq and is a predicted model, not a curated record. Gene Ontology annotation, cellular component: nucleus. The transcript has 7 exons. The coding region runs from base 124 to 1014 and encodes 296 amino acids. Gene Ontology annotation, biological process: transcription elongation by RNA polymerase II; DNA-templated transcription. Gene Ontology annotation, molecular function: zinc ion binding; nucleic acid binding. Lineage: Eukaryota; Metazoa; Arthropoda; Arachnida; Ixodida; Ixodidae.
ACAACCCCUUGCGGCUUUUGACCGAAGAGCCAGCGCUUUCGCUGCAGUUGCAUGGAGGUUUAGUUGCGGUUGAAGUAGUGUCGCUAAAUAAACGCUGUUAACUGAUACCACCGAGGGGAAAAAAUGGGCUGCGAAGACGAGGUAAUGAAGAUCGCUAAGCGCUUAGACAAAAUGGCCUCUGGGUCCAGCGACGACCAGACGCAAGCUUUGGAUCUCCUCAAGAAUCUUCAAGAGCUGCCAAUCACGCUGGAGAUCCUCCAGAGGACGCGCAUUGGCAUGACAGUCAACUCAUUGCGCAAGUCGAGUAAUGAUGAGGAAGUGAUCACGUUGGCCAAGGUUCUCAUCAAAAGCUGGAAGAAGUUGCUCUCGGGGACACCCAGCUCCAAGGAGGCCCCUGCCAAGGAGCCCGAGCCCAAACCUAGUGCAUCGACCAAGCAGUCGGCAGCAGCCACUGGCAGGCCCAAUGCCAAGCAAACUUCCUUCCCUGCCGACACCACAAAUGCUGUGCGGCUUAAGUGCCGCGAACUCUUGAGCAGUGCACUCAAGUGUGAAGAUAUGCCUGAAGGGUGCAACACGGACAGCCUGGCUGCAAAGAUCGAGGAAAAUAUCCUUUACGUACUUAGCACUGACACUAUUUAUAACGAGUUUGGUGACACAAACAAUAAAUACAAGAAUCGGGUGCGAAGCCGUGUCUCCAACCUGAAGGACAGCAAGAACCCUGCCCUGCGGCUUAAUGUGCUGCACGGUGCCAUUGACCCAGAGCGCAUUGCCCGAAUGACGGCCGAGGAGAUGGCAAGUGACGACAUGAAGCAGCUUCGGCAGCGCCUUACCAAGGAGGCCAUCAACGACCACCAGAUGGCGACGACUGGCGGCACCAAGACUGACCUGCUCAAAUGUGGCAAGUGCAGGAAGAACAACUGUACUUACAACCAGGUGCAGACACGCAGCGCCGAUGAACCCAUGACCACUUUCUGCUUCUGCAAUGAGUGCGGCCACCGGUGGAAGUUCUGCUGAGCCCCAAGCAACGCUGGACACAUCUGAAUUGGCCACGCAAGCGCUUGUUUGGCCAGUACAACGUGCCGCAGUUCAUCUCGCAUUAUUUUUUCCCCCCGCUUGGAUCAUGUUGCAUGCUCAAACACCACCUGCAUCUUCUAAAGAAGAAAAACACGAUGCAGUGUUCCAUCCCGAUAAAAACCAGUUGUUAUACUCCUUUUCUCAUCAGUAAAGCUAAACAUCUGUUUUUAAGGCCUACAAGAGUAAAGGCUCUUGAAUGUCCAUAAGCUUGCUGGGAAGGUCUCCAAGCUGCGCUUCUGAAAGCCAAAUGAAAAGUGUGAGACGAGGCUUUGUUUUCAUUUAGUAAGAGAAGCAAAAUGUGUCCGUUUGUGACACUGUUGUGCUCUGACCAGGCCAUACCAAAGCAGUUCGACAUUGUUGCAGUAUUUUGCAGCCAAAACACUGGUCGCUCUAGGGUGUUCUCCUUGUGAGAAUGCUGGGAUUGGUGUAGAUACCAGUCAAGGAAGCCUCAGUCCUUCCUUUCUUUUCUUUUAAGUGCCCUCAGCUGAACCACCGAUGAGUUGCUGUUCUUCUGAAAGAAGCUUGUUAUGAUUUUCACAUGCUUGUCCAAUCAUCUCGGCACCAUCCAGUAAUAUAGUUAUGUACAUUGCCUUA